Molecule: messenger RNA, 1017 nt
Organism: Sparassis crispa
Lineage: Eukaryota; Fungi; Basidiomycota; Agaricomycetes; Polyporales; Sparassidaceae
Exons: 2
Coding region: 1-1017 (338 amino acids)
Source: RefSeq, a predicted model, not a curated record
AUGUUAUCACCACUGCUCGUUACUCUGGACCAAGCGCAGCGUAUUCUAGAUCACCAUCGUAAUGAAUCGAUGCCGAUCUCCUCAUUCGAGGAGGUAAAGGGCAGCGGAUACAGCGCAUUUACACCGACGACAACCUACGAAGUUGUCCUAUCCGACACCAGUGCGUACCUGCUCAAGGUAGCCAGAGCGCCCUCGAAUCUUGCCGGAAUAUACGCCCCAAACACACUCGCUGUGGAGCACACAUUCCUGCAGCAGCUGGCGCAGUACACCUCCAUUCCGCAACCGACGCCGCACGCGCUCGACACCUCGCUGGCGCUCCUCCCGCACCACUACCUGCUGCUCUCGCGGCCGCGCGGCCUGCCGCUCUCACACGUGCGGGCGCGGGGGCUGCUCAGCGAGCGGCAAGCGCUCAUGCUCCAGCUGCGCAUGGGCGCGUACCUCAAGCAGCUGCACGGGGUGCAGAACGACUGGUUUGGCCUGCCGGCGCAGGCGGGGGAUGCGCUUUACAGUUGGCAGGAGGCGUUCACGGGCCUACUUGAGGAUCUGCUAGAGGAGGCCCACAUGCGCGGCGUGGACGCGCCAUAUGCGGACGUGCGUGGGUUCCUCUCGCGCGCGAUCGGAUUCUUCCUCUUCGACGACUGCGAGGUACCGUCGCUCGUGUCGUUCACGGGAGACGAGGACGCUGUCUUGCUCGAUAUUGACCCGGAUGCGCCCGCGCAGGCAGACGAGGUCGUCAUCACGUCAUUCCUGUCGUUCUCGCAUGCGCUUUGGGGGGACCCUCUCUUGGAGACACUGUUCCUCAAUCCGAGCGCCGCACUUGUGGAAGGGUACGGUGGACCGCUAGUACUUUUUGCACGUCAGAAGACGAAGCGAAUCUGGUAUACGCUGUUUCUGGCCGUGGCAGUGCUUGUGCAGGCGAAGCGGGAGGAAAUGGCUGAUGAGGACAAGAGGGUUGUGUGGGCGAGAGAGACACUGGCGAAGUGUAUUGAGGAUCUGAAGGACGCACCAUGUUACUGA